Penicillium canariense is the source of this 1617-nucleotide messenger RNA. RefSeq names its product DUF2417 domain-containing alpha/beta hydrolase. Bases 1 to 1617 code for a protein of 538 amino acids. NCBI's taxonomy places the organism in Eukaryota, Fungi, Ascomycota, Eurotiomycetes, Eurotiales, Aspergillaceae. The record is from RefSeq and is a predicted model, not a curated record. The transcript has 2 exons.
AUGGUCUCCUUCUGGAGUUCAAAGAAGGAUGAGCCUGACAGGCCUGAGUCGUCCCAGGCCACUGGCCACGCCCACGCCCACCAGGACGAAGGGCAUGGGCCUGCGCCCGAAAAUGAGGAGCCGACCGAGCGUACUAGAUUGCUUGCACAGCAUAAUGCCCAGGGAUACUUGAGUCCAGAUGAUCCAGCCGUCUCUCCGUACAACCUAUGGAGUGUACGCGCCUUACGGGGACUCUCUCUCUUAGCACUGGCCGCUAGCUUCGUGUGGUGGACGUUCCUGCUAGUCUCUAUCUUCGUCAGUCCACCGCUGAUGCACUCUCGUGGAUCGGGCUUCUUCGCAUUUUCGUACACUACUUUCACGACUGGCUACCUCGUGCUUGGUCUACUAUUCUUUACCGUCCCAUCGAAACCGAUGACUAUCUGUGGCAUUAUCAUUGCUAUCCUUCUUCUGAUUGAUAUGUGCAUUAUUCUCGGCGUGCCACAGAUUCGGGUUGAAGAAGGGUGGGUUGGCAUUGCUUCGAUCGUCUGGGCCGUUGUCAUCUCCCUCCACCAGAUUAUUCAGAACCGAGUCGUCACAUGGGGGAAACGUGAAGAGGAAGAGCGACUCACUGGCCGUGAAGAGACUCGCCGGUCCAUUCGAGAAUGGCUUGCUGUUCUCUUCGAGAUACUCAUUCUUGUCGUGAUGACCCUUGCGACUCUUUUGUUCACGGCGACGCUGAUCCUGCGUGCCUCGGAUGCUUCACUGGAGCCCGCUGGCAAACGCUAUUCUGUCCGUGGGAGCGCAUAUCAAGUUCAUUUAGCCUGUGUGGGCAACCGCACUACGGAGAACCCAGAAGAGCCUACGAUUAUUGUCGAGGGAGACUAUGGUCCCGUUGAGCAUUCACUACAGCCAUUCAUUGACGAUCAGUAUCAGUCUGGGGCCAUCCGCAGGUAUUGCUACUGGGAUCGGCCAGGAUUUGGGUGGUCAGACAACGCGCCAUCACCGCAUUCAGCAGGGAUGGCUGCAGACGUCCUGUCCGAAGCACUGGCUUUGGCCGAUGAAAGUGGCCCUUGGGUAGUGGUCUCUGCUGGUGUUGGGAGCCUCUAUUCACGGCUCUUUGCCAGUCGCCAUCUACUGGAAGUAAGUGGGAUCUUUCUCAUAGACCCACUUCACGAGGCCUAUCUGGAUGACAUUGGUAAACCGGGCCGAGGCUUCAAACUAUGGCUUCGUGGAGUUCUAUCCCCCUUGGGGUUAGACCGGCUGGCGGGGGCCAUCGUGCGAGGACGUACUCGGGAAGACCGGGUCAUUGGACGCUCUGCGUAUCAGACGGGAAAGUUCAUCAAGGCCAAGCUGCAGGAAAAUCUCGUUGCCGUUACUAUGACUUCGGCCGAAGUGCAGUCCGCGCGCCACAUCCAAAUGGGCGCCACUCCUUUAGUGGUUGUGAGUUCUGGUCGUGAGAUGCAAGAAGACCCCAACUGGGCGGAGCGACAGGAGGACCUUUCUCGGAUUACAAACAAGCUAAUUUCCUGGGACGUAGUUCAUGACGCGCCCCACGAAGUGUGGACUGAUGGAGAAGGGCGAUCAGUUCUGGAGAGCCGAUUGAGGGAUCUUGUACGGGCAAGUCGUGAAUCUCAGUAG